Parus major (Great Tit) is the source of this 8487-nucleotide messenger RNA. It is a transcript of the gene JMJD1C, whose product is annotated as jumonji domain containing 1C. Gene Ontology annotation, biological process: regulation of transcription by RNA polymerase II. NCBI's taxonomy places the organism in Eukaryota, Metazoa, Chordata, Aves, Passeriformes, Paridae. Gene Ontology annotation, cellular component: chromatin; histone deacetylase complex. The record is from RefSeq and is a predicted model, not a curated record. The transcript has 26 exons. Gene Ontology annotation, molecular function: transcription coregulator activity; chromatin DNA binding; histone H3K9 demethylase activity. Bases 121 to 7671 code for a protein of 2516 amino acids.
CCCACCCUCCCGCCACUGUGAGUCCGAGAGCCCCGCGCCCGUCCCCGCCCCACGCCCGCCAUGCGCGGCCCCUAGAGCAGCAGGCUCAGCGGCUGGUGCGGUGCCUGCUCGGCGGCGGCAAUGGCGCUGGAGACACGGCCGGAGCUGGUGGGGAAGCGGUUCCUGUGCCUCGGCGGCGAGGAACCGCCGGAGAGCGGGCGCUGGCGGGCUGGGGUCAUCCGCGCCGUGUCCCAGCGGGACUCGCACAGCCCCGACCUGGCGGUAUAUGUGGAAUUUGAUGAUCUUGAAUGGGAAAAGCGAGAAUGGGUUAAAGUUUAUGAAGAUUUUGCAACCUUCUUGGUGGAGUACCAGCUGGUCUGGGCGAAAAGAAAGGACCCAAGCCAGACUCAGGGAUCAAAGAUCAAACAAAUUCAAUGGCCUGCAUUGACAUUCAAGCCCGUGGUUGGAAAAAGUGUAUACAAUUCAAUUACUGCAGUAGAAUUCCUUGUGGACAAACAGCUGGAUUUCAUAGCUGAAGAUAGUGCCUUUCAGCCCUAUCAGGACGACGUAGACAGUCUAAACCCAGUUCUCAGGGAUAACCCGCAGUUACAUGAGGAAGUAAAAGCCUGGGUAAAGGAACAAAAGGUUCAGGAGAUUUUUAUGCAAGGUCCCUACUCCUUAAAUGGUUAUAGGGUGAGAGUGUACAGACAGGAUUCUGCCACCCAGUGGUUCACUGGCAUCAUCACUCACCAUGAUCUCUUCACCCGCACUAUGGUAGUUAUGAAUGACCAGGUGUUAGAACCUCAGAAUGUUGAUCCUUCUAUGGUUCAGAUGACCUUUCUAGAUGAUGUUGUUCACUCUUUGUUGAAAGGUGAAAAUAUUGGCAUCACUUCACGCCGACGGUCUCGUUCCAACCAGAACAGCAACACAGUUCACGGUCAUUAUACACGUGCACAAGCAAAUAGUCCCAGACCAGCAAUGAAUUCCCAAACUGCAGCGCCAAGACAGAAUUCUCACCAGCACCAGCAGCAGAGGAAUACUCGGCCAAAUAAGAGGAAAGGCUCUGAUAGCAGCAUGCCUGAUGAAGAGAAGAUGAAAGAUGAAAGAUACGAUUAUAUAGGUCGAGGAGAAAACCCCAAAACCAAAAAUAAACACUUUCUUAGUAAAAGAAGAAAACCUGAAGAUGAUGAAAAAAAACUAAAUAUGAAGAGACUGCGGACAGACAAUAUCUCAGAUUAUUCUGAGAGCAGUGACUCGGAGAUUUCAAAUAAAAGAUUAACAGAUUCACCCUCGGAGCAAAAUUCAGAAAAUGAGUUAAAAAGCAAGAACUCUUCAAAGAUAAAUGGAGAAGAAGGAAAAUCCCAAACUACUGAGGGAGUAGAGCAGACACUAAUAGAUAGACAAUCUCCAUGGGAUGAAGUACAGCAGGAUAAAAACCAUGAAGAGACAGAAAGACUGAAGUCGUCAGUCUUAGAUCAUCAGGAAAAAUCUUCGCUCCAUGCAGCGGAGCAGCCAACGCUUUAUGAGCAAACUGCCAAGGAUCCACCUUUUCAAGAGAGUAAUACAGAAAAGCAUCAUACUGUGGAGAUAAAAAAUGAGCAAUUCUUACCCAGACCUCCUACUCCUAAGUGUGUUAUUGACAUUACUAAUAAAAACAACUCUGAAAAGGAGAAACACGAUAAUUCUGCAAGUACCUUUGGUUUGCAAACUGUUCAGAAAAUAGAAUCUCACAGCAGUGAUUUAAAGCAGCAAUUUGCAAAUGCAAAUUUCCUUGAAGCAAGAAAACAGGAAGCUGAUCAAAGUUGGGUUAGCAGUGUUGAUAAAAUGGAUUUGAUACAACCUGGGGUUGUAAAAACAUUACCAGUAAAUGAACACUUAAAUUCUGAAAAAAUGCAGUAUGGCUCAUUUAUGUCUUCGUUAAAGGUAGCUUCUCUAGCAGAAGAGAGUAAACUGCGUAAACAAAGUCCAGUCCCUGAUUCUGUGAAGUCAAAAUCUAGUGCUUCAGUUGAUCAUCCUAAAACAAAGUCACCUGAUGUUAAGCCUAAAUUCACCCAAUCUUCUGAUACUGUGAAGUCUAAGGUUAGUUCCCAAAAUAGCCAUGCUACUGGAUUAACAAGGUUAGCCAAUAAAACUGAUCAUGAUUUGCCUAGGUCUAGUUUUCAUCCAGUUCCAGCUAGAGUUAGUGCUCUAGAAGCAACUAAGAGUCCUCUUAUCAUUGACAAGAAUGAACAUUUCACAGUAUACAGGGACCCCACUCUGAUUGGACAAGAAACAGGAACUAAUCACAUUUCACCUUACUUGCAUCAGCAUAAUUAUCCUCUGCAUUCCUCAUCCCACCGAACCUGUUUAAAUCCAAAUGCACAUCAUCCUGCAUUAACUGGUUCAUCCCAUCUGCUCGCUGGGUCUUCAGCUCAGGCUCCCUUGUCUGCUAUUAACACUCACCCCCUUAGUAGUGCAUCUCAUCACUCUGUUCAUCACCCUCAUCUACUUCCCACAGUGUUGCCCGGAGUGCCUGCUGCCUCCUUGCUGGGUGCCCACCCGCGACUAGAGACUGCUCAUGCUAGCAGCUUAAGCCAUUUGGCAUUAGCACACCAGCAGCAGCAACAGAUGUUACACCAGUCUCCACAUCUUCUUGGACAAGCUCAUCCUUCUGCUUCCUAUAAUCAGCUAGGGCUUUAUCCAAUUAUUUGGCAGUAUCCAAAUGGAACACAUGCUUACUCAGGACUUGGUCUGCCCUCCUCCAAAUGGGUCCACCCAGAAACUCCUGUUAAUGCAGAGGCUUCCUUGAGAAGGAAUACUCCCAGCCCCUGGUUACACCAGCCCACCCCAGUGACCUCAGCUGACAGCCUUGGUUUACGGAGUCAUAUUCCCGUGCGACCAUCCAGUGCAGAUCCCCUUCGGCCUCUUAAACUGACAGCGCAUUCCAGCCCACCUUUGUCCAAAAGUAUGGUAGAGCAUCGCAAAGAAGAACUGGAGAGGAAAGUGUUUGUUGAACCUUUGCGUUCUGUUACCACUGCACCAGUGAAGAGUGAACUAGAGCAGAGCAGAAUGCAGACAGCAAAGGAGAGCCAUCUGCAUAGACAUUAUGCAGAUCCAGUGUUGAACCAGCUGCCAAGGCCAUCACAGGAGACUGGGGAGCGACUGAGCAAAUACAAAGAAGAACACAGACAAAUACUCCAAGAAAGUAUAGAAGUUGCUCCUUUUACAGCUAAAAUAAAGGCACUGGAGGGAGAGAGAGAAAACUACUCCAGGGUAACAUCCUUAUCUUCAAGUCCCAAAAGCCAUUCAGUGAAAUAUGACAAAGAUGCUGAAUGCUCUGUGUCGGAACUGUAUAAAAUGAAACAUUCAGUUCCACAGAGUUUGCCACAGAGUAACUAUUUCACUACCUUGUCUAAUAGUGUAGUAAAUGAACCACCGAGAUCAUACCCAUCAAAGGAAGCUUCAGGUGUAUGUGUUGAUAAGCAAACUAAUUGUCCUUCAACAGCAGCUAGUCCCCAGGCUCUCCCCUCCUACAUUUCUUCCCUUUCAAAACCCCCACCUUUAAUUAAGCACCAACCAGAGAGCGAAGGCUCUACAAGCAAGAUACCUGAGCAGCUUUCACAGUCAGUGCAGUCUCACUCUGUAAAUUCUUUCAGAAAUGACAGCAGGAGCCCUACUCAGUUGUCAGUCUUAUCUUCAAAUACACUCCGGAGUAUGCCUGCCUUGCAUAGGGCCCCUGUGUUUCACCCUCCUGUGCACCAGAACCUGGAGAAAAAGGAGAGCAGCUAUAGCAGCCUUUCACCUCCAACUCUAACCCCUGUUCAACCUGUUAAUGCUGGUGGUGGCAAAAUACAGGAGUUGCAGAAACCGCCAACUUUAGUACCUGAGCCCAAGGAAGCCCAAACUGUUUACAAGGGCACUUCUGAACAGAAUUUAUCAGAAAUGUGGAAGUCUAAUAAUGCCCCAAAUAAUGAAAAAGUGGAUUGGCACAGUGAAAGAAUGAGUGGAAAGUCACAGUCCGCUACAGCAUCUGUUAUCGUGCAUCCUCCUUGUAGCACAAAAUACGAGAAUGUACCAGUAAUGCAGUCUGCUUCCAAAGAUCAAGUUAGUGAGAGAUCUUCAGCUGUGACAAAUCUAGCAGAUUGCCUGAAAACACUGCCAAAUAUGAACUCAGACAGUGCUCGCACACGGUACGAAAAGAAAUUUGCAGUUGUCUCGCAAGGCAGUAUUCCUCAUGCUGUCACCCCUACCACAACAAUCAUCUGCAGCACCAAAAUGGAUGUCACUGCAUCAGCAGCAAUGACAACCAGCGUGUCAAGCCAGGGGAGCUCUGAAGUGACUUACUCAGUCUCGAGCACGGUGUCCUGCACACUGCUGGAGUCCACAGCUCCAAGAGCGGGCAGCCAGGUGGCGGCACAGUUCCAGGAGGGCAAGGUCAGCACUCCAGCUCCGGUUACAUCUGCUGCUGGCAGCACAGGCAUUGCUGCUCAGCCCAGCUCAGGAUUCUCCACCUCUACUGACUUUGUUCAUUUGAAAAAGCACAAGGCAGCAUUGGCUGCAGCUCAGUUUAAAAGUAGUAACACCACUGAGACAGAGUUCAACUCUGUGAAAAAUCAGACAUUUUCAACCUCUCUCUCCCUAGACAGUGCUAUAGUCUGUAAUACAAUAAACAAAGCGAACUCUGUAGGCAGUGGGCAAACUUCCCAGACGAGUCAGCCAAACUACCACACUAAACUGAAAAAGGCUUGGCUAACAAGGCAUUCAGAAGAAGAUAAAAACACUAAUAAAAAAGAGAAUUCAGGGAACAGUGUUUCAGAAAUUGUUAAGCCGUGUACUGUCAAUUUAAUAGCUUCUACAUCAAAUGAUUUGCAAACUAAUAUAGAUACCAAAAUCUUGGCAGAUAAGUUUGUAAAGGAAGAUAAGCACCCAAGGAGAAAAGGAAAACGAACUUAUGAGUCUGGCUCUGAAAGUGGCGACUCUGAUGAAAGUGAGAGCAAGUCAGAGCAAAGGACUAAACGGCAGCCCAAGCCAACUUACAAAAAGAAACAAAAUGAUUUGCAGAAAAAAAAGGGUGAUACUGAGGAAGAAGUGAAACCAAAUGGUGUUCUUAGCAGGAGCGCCAAAGAAAAAAACAAGCUGAAGUUGCAGAGUGGCAGUAACAGCACUGGUAUACCUCGCUCAGUGUUAAAAGAUUGGCGCAAAGUAAAGAAGCUGAAGCAAACGGGAGAGUCCUUUUUGCAGGAUGAUUCUUGUUCUGAAAUAGGACCAAAUUUGCAAAAAUGCAGAGAAUGUAGGUUAAUAAGAAGCAAGAAAGGAGAAGAACCAACUCACUCACCAGUAUUUUGUAGAUUUUACUACUUUCGGAGGUUGUCUUUUAGUAAGAACGGAGUGGUUAGGAUAGAUGGUUUCUCCUCUCCUGAUCAGUAUGAUGAUGAAGCACUGAGUUUAUGGACACAUGAAAACUAUGAAGAUGAAGAGCUGGACCUAGAAACUUCUAAAUACAUACUAGAUAUCAUAGGGGAUAAAUUUUGUCAGUUGGUAACAUCUGAGAAAACAGCCAUGUCCUGGGUGAAAAAAGAUGCCAAAAUUGCAUGGAAGAGAGCAGUGAGAGGAGUCCGUGAGAUGUGUGAUGCAUGUGAAGCCACAUUAUUUAACAUUCAUUGGGUCUGCCAAAAAUGUGGAUUUGUGGUCUGCCUAGAUUGUUACAAAGCAAAGGAAAGAAAAAGUUCUAGAGAUAAGGAGUUGUAUGCCUGGAUGAAGUGUGUGAAGGGGCAGCCUCAUGAUCACAAGCACCUGAUGCCAACGCAGAUUAUUCCAGGCUCUGUUUUGACAGAUCUUUUAGAUGCUAUGCACAAUAUUAGAGAAAAAUUUGAAAUUAAAUCCCACUGUCAGUGUACUACCAAGCAGAGCAUACAAGCUGGCAAGCUCCCUGCAGUGAAUGGUGUGUCUCAGGUUUUGCAGAAUGUCCUUAACCACAGUAAUAAAAUUUCUCUGUGUAUGCCUGAGUCUCAAGAGCAGAAUACUCCUCAAAAGUCUGAGACAAAUGGUAAUGCAAGUCCAAGGAGUGAUGUGAGCACAGAGAGCAAGUUAACACCGCCUGAAUCUCAGUCCCCACUGCAUUGGCUGGCUGAUCUUGCAGAGCAAAAAGCCAGAGAAGAAAAAAAAGAGAACAAAGAAUGUCCUUCUGGAAAACAUUCAAAGGAAGGGAAGGACCAGGAUAAUUUGGAGUCCCCAAACUGUAAAAGUUCCCCUCCUGCAUCCCAGAACAAUGAGCAGGGCUCAACCUUACGAGAUCUGUUAACUACAACAGCAGGCAAACUGCGUCUGGGUUCUACAGAUGCUGGCAUUGCCUUUGCUCCAGUUUACUCUACAGGAACAGCAAGUGGCAAGAGUGGAAGGACUAUGCCAAACAUUCUUGAUGACAUAAUUGCUUCAGUAGUAGAAAACAAGAUUCCACCAAAUAGAGCACCAAAGAUAAAUAUAAAAUCUGAAAUAAAAGACGAGCCAAAGGAUGAUAAAAAACAUAUUCAGGAUGACUGCAGUAAACAGUACAGUGAUAUCCAGUAUUCGUGGAUCUGUGAUAAGCAUGUUCUGUGGCUCAGAGAUCAUAAAAACAGCAACAACUGGAAGCUCUUCAAAGAAUGCUGGAAACAAGGAAGGCCUGUUUUGGUAUCCGGUAUGCAUAAGAAAAUGAAUUUCAGCCUGUGGAAAGCGGAGUCAAUCAGUCUGGAUUUUGGAAACCAGCAAGCUGAUAUCUUGAAUUGCAAGGACAGUAUAAUUUCAAACACCAAUGUCAAGGAGUUCUGGGAUGGUUUUGAAGAUGUUUCAAAACGUCAGAAAGUAAAAAAUGGAGAAACAGCUCUACUAAAACUGAAAGACUGGCCUUCUGGUGAAGAUUUCAAGGCCAUGAUGCCAGCAAGAUACGAGGACUUAUUAAAAAGUUUACCCUUGCCUGAAUAUUGUAGUCCAGAAGGAAAACUAAACUUGGCUUCUCAUCUGCCAGGAUUUUUUGUCCGUCCAGAUUUGGGACCCAGACUAUGCAGUGCAUAUGGUGUGGCUGCUACUAAAGACCAUGACAUAGGAACCACAAAUCUCCAUAUUGAAGUUUCUGAUGUUGUUAACAUCCUUGUUUAUGUUGGCAUAGCCAGAGGAAAUGGAGUACUUUCCAAAUCAGGAGUUUUGAAGAAGUUGGAAGAAGAGGAUUUGGAUGACCUUUUAAGGAAGCGGUUGAAAGAUUCAAGUGAAUUACCUGGUGCUUUAUGGCACAUUUAUGCUGGCAAAGAUGCUGACAAGAUCCGAGAGUUUCUGCAAAAGAUAGCAAAGGAGCAAGGCCUAGAAGUUUUACCGGAGCAUGAUCCAAUCCGUGAUCAGAGUUGGUAUGUGAACAAGAAACUUCGCCAAAGACUUUUUGAAGAAUAUGGAGUAAAAACCUGCACAGUUAUUCAGUUCCUUGGUGAUGCUAUUAUUCUACCAGCAGGAGCACUUCAUCAGGUGCAAAAUUUUCACAGCUGCGUUCAAGUAACGGAAGACUUUGUGUCUCCAGAACAUCUUGUACAGUCAUUUCAUUUAACGCAGGAGCUGAGGCUGUCAAAGGAAGAAAUCAAUUACGAUGAUAAAUUGCAGGUUAAAAAUAUCUUGUAUCAUGCAGUUAAAGAAAUGGUGAGAGCUUUGAAGAUUCACGAAGAUGAAAUGGAAGAUAUGGAUGAGAACUGAGCACACUCUGCUUUUUGGAGGCAGCAUCACCUCGGAGGUUAUUUCACCUGAUCUAUGAAAAAGUAUACACAAUAAUUUAAGCUUCACAAACCAUCAGUGCCAAGAAAACACAGUCAUUGUGUUUUCUUGUUAGUGACACUGCGACAGUAGAGCUUGAUAUCACAGCCACUGUGAUUCCAUGUUCCACUUGCAAACAGUUGACCGGCAUUCUGCUGUCUGUAUUAUAAUGUACAUGAAGUUUAUGAAAUGUCAAAGAUUUAAGAUUAUGUAUUUAUUUUUGGAAAAAAACUAAAAAAUUCUAUGCUAUAUUGUUGAUCAAAUGUAAAUGUGACUUGUACAGUUUGCUAAAAUAAUUCAAACCUUUUUCACUACAUUGAGACAGUUACUGUGACAGUAGGACACAAACACCAGCUAUUGCCUGCAUUUGGGAUCUUGCUGAGUCCGCACAGCAGUCAUGUCAUAAUCUGAAAAUUACUGCCAAAUAAUUGUAAACUUUGUAAAAUAUAAAGUAUAUAAAGUAGAUAUUAAAUACAAACACUUCAGUAUUUUAUUGAAGCUAUUCAGUGUACAAUUAAACGUUUUCAAAAGGUGUAAUUUAUUUAAAAAUUGUCUCAUUUUGGUAAAAUUUAUGUGAACUUUUAAGGCUUAAAUAUUAAACUUAAUAUGCUAUGUAAAUAUAUACAUAUAUACAUUCAAUGAUGUAUUUUUUUAAAACAUUGGCUUGCUUUAAUUUGUUAAAAGUGCAAGUGUUACACAUGCUUUGUACAUUGAAGUUGAAAAGGAUUUUACAUUUUCCAUUAAAAUGACUUUGUCAGA